Molecule: messenger RNA, 2417 nt
Organism: Propithecus coquereli (Coquerel's sifaka)
Lineage: Eukaryota; Metazoa; Chordata; Mammalia; Primates; Indriidae
Gene: DCST2
Product: DC-STAMP domain containing 2
Exons: 15
Coding region: 75-2396 (773 amino acids)
Cellular component (GO): membrane
Source: RefSeq, a predicted model, not a curated record
UGGCGAGAAAUUCCAGGAACACAGAACCUGGUGGGCAUCUCCUAGAGACAGGCAAACAUUUGGUCUCAGCAGCCAUGCCCAAAGUCAUGAAGGAUGUUGUGCACCCCUUGGGGGAAGAGGAGCCUAGCAUGGCACGAUCUUUGGUCCUCAGCGUGGGGGCUUUUAGCCUAGGCUUGUCAUUGGCCACAGCCUAUGGGCUUCUGGAGCUACUGGUGGAAGGGCAUAGCCCCUGGGGCUGCCUGGUGGGCACCCUCAUUUUGGCCACCUUCCUUAGCCUGGGCAUGGCAUUCUCUCGCCAGGUCCGAGUCACUGUCUUCCUGCUGCUGCCCCAGGCCUUCUCCAGGCAUGGCCGGAUGCUGCUGUUGGUGGCUGCCUUUGGGCUGGUGCUGCAAGGGCCUUGUGCCAACACCCUGCGCAACUUCACCCGGGCCAGUGAGGCUGUAGCCUGUGGGGCAGAGCUGGCCCUGAACCAGACGGCUGAAAUGCUGGAGCGGGCCAGGCAGCCCCUUGUCAGUGCCCUGAACAAGAUUAAAGCUAUUGCCCAGAAGGCCAAACAGGUGGCUGACCGGGUCCGCAAGUUCUUUCGGUCAAUCAUGGACGGUGUGAAGCAUAUAGCCAGGGCCCUGCGAAAUGUGUGGUAUUGGCUCCUACACAUUGGUGACGUGUGCAACUCGGAGCUGGGCAACCCUUACUUGAAGUGUGCGCGGGUUUUCGAUGAUGCCAAGGACAGCUGCGUGAAGGUCAUACGACAAGCCUACCACCUAUGUUACGUGCUCAUGCCCUUCAAACUGGUGCUCUGUGGACUUGCCAGCCUGGCCGAGGUGUUCUGCGUCAUCCCCAAGUACAUCCAGCCCUUCUUGCGCAAGGCCAUCGGCACCCCUGUGAUGAAGUUGAUUGACCGGGUGCGUCAGGAGUUUGAGUUCAACAUGACAGCCACCCAUCACUUCUCUGUCGAUCUCAAUGCCUCUCGGAGCCUGUCGCAGGUAGCUGUGGACCUCCGCGAGGCCGUCAGCAUGAAGCUGUACCGCGCCCGGGAGGCCCUGGCCCUGAUGGGCUACACCACGCCUCUGCUGCUCGUGCUGCUCUACUUCCAAGCCCUGUUUUACUGGUACUGUUACCUGAACCGGGAUCAUUUCGACAACAUCUAUAUCACCAGCCGAUUCCUGCGCAUGGAGGCCGUGCGCGCCACGGCGGGGCUGCCCACGGUGCUGCCGCUCAGUGCCCACGAGGCCGGCCGCUACAUCCAGCCGGGCUCCAUCUUCCUGUCCCGACGGGAGCAGUUUGUUUACACCCUGGAGACCUUCAACCUUAUCCGACACCUCCUCCUCGUGCUGCUCCUGGUCUUCCUGGACUAUGCUGUCUUCUGGGUGCUCGACCUGGCCCGGUACCAGUUGCAGGGGGAGAUCGUGGCCCGCAGCCCUGUGUUGGUAUCUAUAACCGUGAAAGGGACUGGCUAUACCGGGAAUAUUUAUCGUGACCUGGUGUCGGCAUUUGACGUCCUGCAGCAAGGCAACGUCACUAUUUUGUCCCCUCGCUGCCUCCUGCGUCCCUCAGAGCCCGAUGCCACUGGCUACGUCGUCAUCGGCAUCAUGUAUGGCCUAUGCUUCUUCGUCACUCUGUUUGGCAACUACGUCAGUCGGCUGCGGCGAGUCAUCUGUGCCUCCUACUAUCCAUCCCGGGAGCAGGAGAGAAUCGCCUACCUCUACAACAUACUUCUGAGCCGCCGAACCAACCUGUCGUCUGCCCUGCACCGAGCAGUGAAGCGGCGUGCAGCUGACCAGGACCACAGCAGUGUUUUCUUAGCGCUGGCCAGCCGGUGCCCCUGCCUGGGUCCAUUUGUCAACCAAUUCUGGCCACGUCAGGCCUACUGCCUGGGCUGUGGGCAGCUCCAGGAUGAGGAGGACAUGGAGAACUUUGUGUCUUGUAGUACCCCAAACUGCAAAGGCCUCUACUGCCUCACCUGCUUCCGCCUCCUGGACAACACCUGCUCCGUGUGUGCAUCUCCCCUCUCCUAUCAGGGGGACCUGGACCUGGAGCUGGACUCUAGUGACGAGGAGGGCCCCCAGCUAUGGCUGGCCGCAGCUCGAAGGAAGGACCCUGAGCAAGAGUGGUUACUGCGGCAACGGCUCCAAGAAGCACUGGACAGGAGCCUCUCGACAGAGUCCAGCUCCGAGUUCAGUGACCUGGACGAAGAGAAGGGGCCCCGGCAGAGAAGGCACAGGGAGCAGCCCUUACCUGAGACCAGUCAGCCUGCCAGCAUUCCCGUGCCUCCUGAGCCCCCUAGACCACCUCGGAAAUCCUCUGCCCCCAAAGCGGCCCCCGCCCCAGCUUCAGAACCCCCAGUCCCUCUCUCACCUCCCUCUCCUCCUGAUCCCUCCCUCCCACCUCAAGAAUAAAGGAAUCAAAAGUGGACACAA